CAAGGGUCUCUCACGAAGGCCCCUGGACUGGAAGAGUGUUACAGCUUCUGCUGCAGGCUCACAACUGUUCGAAAUCCUUCACUCACGAUUGUCGAUUUUGGUUCGAUUCGGCAGCUCGAGGAUACAAUAUUGAGGAUUGCUUUUCGACGGAUUUGGACAUGGGGAGAUCUGUUGCCCUUUCCCGCCUCUCGCUGCUGAAUGUCCUGGGGCGGAGAAAUGUGUAUUUCUCGAGUUCCUUGAUUCAAUCCUGCCCAGGAUCAAGCGAACCCUACUUGGAGCAGGCUUCUCAUUUUUCUUCGGUAGCCUCCGAUUCUUCUCCAUCUCCAUCUACCUCCGGGCCUGCUUCAAUUGAGAAAACUGCUCUCGGAUCGGCCGCUGCUGCAAGGAGGGAGUAUGAGAAACAGACCGCCUUGUUGAGGAAGAAGUAUGCGGCAGAGCUGGCGGAAAAGAAAAAGCGUGAACAGAAAGACGAGGAAAUCGUUAGAGCUCGAAUCUCCGAGCUUAAGGCCGACCGCCUCCAGCUGAAGAAAGAGAAAGCCGCAGCUCGUGCGAUCGAAGUAGAGGAGGAGAACAGGAUUUUGCAGGCUCACUUGAAAGAGCAGAGAGCAACAAACGUCACUGCGAGAAAUAAACUGGAAGCAAGGCAGGGUCUAAUUCGACAUAAACGAAUGGUGGCCAUAAGACGCCAGAGUUCCAUGUGGAUUGAGGAGAAGGACUUGGAGAGGAGAAUUUUAGAGGCCAUGUCCAAUCCAUUUCAUCUGCGGGGGUAUCUGCAGGGCGCAGAACGACUAGAUAGAGAUGAAUCCUAUUAUGAAACUGAAGAUGUUUGAGUUGAAAAGUGUUCGAUCUCGAGUCCACGAGCAACUCUCCACUUCUUUCCACUUCUUUCCACUUUUCCUGAUAGGUUUGAACUGUUUAUGUUCUUCCCUGACGGAAGAGCUAAUGGGUUAGUGAUUAGUCGUAAGCUUGUAGUCUGAUACCAGCUGAUGUUAAAUUUUCCGCUUCAGAGCAGAAGAGUCUGUACUAGAGACCGUAACGAUGCAGUUCCUAAAUUCAUAUAUUCUUCACCGCCAUCGUAUUAUGGGGGUUAGUUCAGUUGUACCUUAUCAUUCCUACCUGAGGGUGUUGCAGAUGUUUGAAGUUGACAAGAAACAACACAAGUCAUCUGAGCAUCCACAGAUCAGUUCGAAGGAAGACGACAUCAGAAGUAGGCAGAUUUGCGUGCAUGAUGAUAUUUGAAGCACCUCAAUCCGUCAGGGUAAGGAUAUUGGAGGCGAGGUGAUCAUUCGAACCUCAAGUUUAUUUAUGGAUCAGAUGUGUAGAGAUAUGGCCAGGAAACUGUCGAGUCACUGAUUGGUCAUACAACAAGAGAGAUGGGAGUAUACUUUUUCCUGGUUACCAACGAUGUAACUUUAUCAAUAGGGAUGUUCAGGACGACGUCUUCUCAAGGCCGACGACUCCUUUGUCCAAGAAUGAUCCAAAAAAUUAGAGUUUUUUUCUGUCUCCAGGAUAAUAGCUUAUAAGAGGAAACCAUGAGAUAUUAGUGUGAAGAGGGCAGUGAGUCUUGUAAGUACAGGUCUUAAGGCAUGUGGGACUUUGAACAAGAUUAAGAUUCAUGGGUGCCAUAUCGCAGCGUUUUACACAAUUUUGUCCAAAUCUCUCUGCUGUUAGCUUGUCCUUAAACUCCGUAAUAGGUGCAACUGGAGUGGAGAAGACGGCGAGAAUGUGAAUGCUAUCACUAGUCAAGUUUAUGACUUGCAG
Molecule: messenger RNA, 1761 nt
Organism: Marchantia polymorpha subsp. ruderalis
Lineage: Eukaryota; Viridiplantae; Streptophyta; Marchantiopsida; Marchantiales; Marchantiaceae
Source: the annotation of a GenBank genome assembly